Molecule: messenger RNA, 654 nt
Organism: Echinostoma caproni
Lineage: Eukaryota; Metazoa; Platyhelminthes; Trematoda; Plagiorchiida; Echinostomatidae
Source: the annotation of a GenBank genome assembly
AUGAUGAACUCGAUUCAGACAAUUCGGUUAACCGCUUACAAAUCGGUAUUUUCGUCUCGCCGUUUGUGUUCACGUGGACAGUUUGGUCCGAUUGUGGCCAACUGUCUAUCCACAGCUUCCUCCGGCCCCGAACAGGUUGAGGCAUGUCUACACACAUCCGAGAUACUGCCGCAUAUGAGCAAUACGUGGACCACAACACAUCAACUGGCCACAUUCUUGUCCAAGCGGAUUGUGGCUUCGAACGAACAUUUUGUGGUGAUCGAUAAACCAGCGGGUCUUUCUGUUUGGGGUCAUUCGUUAACCAAACAAGAGGCCUUGUCUGUUUUGCACAAACAUAGUUCUGCUUUAUCAAUCAAAGAUUGCCUGCCAUCUCUGGCCAAGCUUCUGGAUCCACGUUGGACCGAUUACAAAAUCGAACCAGCGCAAACAGUAUUUAAUCACAAGUCCAAACGCACCAGAACCUGCACCGAGGUUGAGACGGAGCCCAGUGCUAUUCCCAGUCUAUUCAUUGUGGAAGCCCUGCCAGCUGACUAUUCCGGUCUUAUCUUACUCGCUCGCACAUCCGAGUACGCUACGGCAGCGGAGAAAUUCUAUCACGCUGCGCAUCGUCAAAAGGUGCGUUUGUUAGAUUCUCGCUACCAUACUUCCUGUUAA